Molecule: messenger RNA, 1085 nt
Organism: Cryptococcus deneoformans JEC21
Lineage: Eukaryota; Fungi; Basidiomycota; Tremellomycetes; Tremellales; Cryptococcaceae
Product: Rossman fold oxidoreductase, putative
Exons: 4
Coding region: 72-944 (290 amino acids)
Source: RefSeq, a predicted model, not a curated record
CUCAGUGUUGACGCUCUGGGUCUACAUAGCCAAUUCUCCUCGUGCUCCAAGGAAAAGCGUCUCGGAAAGCAAUGUCCGUCGCUGUCAUUCAAGGAGCAUCCGGUGGCCUCGGUCAGGCGCUGACCCGCUACAUUUUACGCCACACCGGCCUUACUGUAUACGCACUCACUCAUCAAGCUUCAUCCCAAGGGGUCAGAGAAUCCUUGUUGUCUGAAGUAUGGGACAAGGGAAAGCAUGAUAGUGAGAGGCUUACUGUCGUUUCCAAUGUGGACGUGAGAGAAGAAGAGGGACUAAGAAGAGGAGCAGAAAUGAUUAGGUCAAGGGAAGGAAGCGGGAGUGUUAGAGUUGUUGUCUGCCUCGCAGGUAUUCUGAAGGCGGAAAAAUCACUAUCUGCAAUCAAUCUUCAUGACGCUCUUUCGUCCUUCCAAAUCAACGCUUUAGGGCAGCUAAUUACUUACAAGCACAUCGUACCCCUGAUACCGACCAAGAAUGAGCUAUCGAUUCUCAAAGCAAAAUGGAAUUCUGAAGAGGAAGGACAUGAUCCGGCGAAAGGCAUGGUAAACGGCGAUCAUUCAAUAUGUUGCUCGUUGAGCGCUCGAGUAGGAAGCAUUAAGGAUAAUGAGAAAGGGGGAUGGUACUCAUACCGAUCUUCUAAAGCAGCUGUGAACCAGAUCAUUCGUACUCUUGAUCAUGAGUUAUACAAUAGAUCAUCUUCCGCAAUUGCAUAUGCCUAUCAUCCUGGCACGGUCUUGACCUCUUUCACAUCUCCCAUCAUUGGCUCUCCUAAGCCCCAUCUUUCGCAGGGUCUGCUUACAGUUGACCAAGCAAUCGACCGUCUGGUGAACAUCAUGAGUCAAGUUAAGAGGGGAGUACAAGGGAGCCAGAACGGAGUUGAUUGGGGUGGAAGAUGUUGGGAUUGGAAAGGGGAUGUGGUCGAAUGGUAGACGGUUAAUGGCAUAUCGAGGGCAGAUAAUAUAGUAACAAGGGAAAACUGUCUUCAUGCACACAUGUGGAUAGAUAAGGAAACGAUAGGAGACGAACGGCAUAGACGGCCAUUAGCGUAUGCAACAAUGGCAGCAUGGUCC